Messenger RNA from Kwoniella shivajii, 1017 nucleotides. RefSeq lists its product as uncharacterized. The record is from RefSeq and is a predicted model, not a curated record. Gene Ontology annotation, cellular component: TORC2 complex; TORC1 complex. Gene Ontology annotation, molecular function: protein binding. NCBI's taxonomy places the organism in Eukaryota, Fungi, Basidiomycota, Tremellomycetes, Tremellales, Cryptococcaceae. The transcript is spliced from 11 exons. Gene Ontology annotation, biological process: TOR signaling; regulation of actin cytoskeleton organization. Bases 1 to 1017 code for a protein of 338 amino acids.
AUGCCGGCUCCGACUCAACAAGGACCACCUUCUCAAGGAUAUUCAUCAGAUGCAGCGAAUGGUCAAGCUGCUCCAGCGGCUGAGAUGAGUGUUAUACUCUGUACUGCAGGAUACGACCACUCGAUACGUUUCUGGGAAGCUUGGUCUGGUAUAUGCUAUAGACAAAUCACAUUACAACCUCAAUGGAAACAAGUAAAUCGUCUAGCUAUAAGUCCAGAUAAAGCUUAUCUAGCAGCAGCGGGUAAUGGUGCAGUGAGGAUAUGGGAUAUUGUAUCGCUAUCUAACAAUCCAAUAGCUACGUUAGAAGGACAUACUGCGAAUGUGGUGGCUUUGGCAUAUUCAGCUAUGGGUAAAUGGAUAGUAACGGGUAGUGAAGAUGGUUCAGUUAAAGUAUGGGAUACUAGGACCGCUCAAAUACAGCGUAAUUACUUGCACGAUUGCCCAGUAAAUGAUGUUAUCAUUCAUCCUAAUCAAGGUGAAUUGAUAUCAUGUGAUCAAUCAGGUUCGGUCAAGAUAUGGGAUUUGGCAGAUAAUACUUGUACACAUGAAUUGGUCCCAGACGAGGAUGUUCCUAUAAGAAGUAUAAGUAUAGCUUCUGAUGGAAGUACUUUAGUUGCGGGUAAUAACAAUGGAAUGAUAUACGUUUGGAGGAUAGUACCUGUUCCAGAUGGCAAUGCGAAUCUGUUACCAGUAACAAGUUUCAGAGCACAUUCGAAAUAUAUCACCAGAGUCAUACUGAGUCCAGAUACCAAAUAUCUCGCAACUUGUUCAGCAGAUACAACAGUCAAGAUUUGGUCGACGGAAGGACUGGAUUACGCCUUAGAGAAAACACUGCAAGGUCACCAAAGAUGGGUAUGGGAUGCUGCUUUCAGUGCUGAUUCAGCGUAUUUGGUUACGGCUUCAAGCGAUCACGCUGCGAGAUUAUGGGAUUUGAGUUCGGGUGAAACCGUCAGACAAUAUGAUGGACAUCAUAGGGCUGCUGUCUGUUGCGCAUUGAACGACAUUAAUUUAGCUUAA